Cucurbita maxima (winter squash) is the source of this 1485-nucleotide messenger RNA. Its product is annotated as 3-hydroxyisobutyryl-CoA hydrolase-like protein 5. Lineage: Eukaryota; Viridiplantae; Streptophyta; Magnoliopsida; Cucurbitales; Cucurbitaceae. Gene Ontology annotation, biological process: L-valine catabolic process. Gene Ontology annotation, molecular function: 3-hydroxyisobutyryl-CoA hydrolase activity. The record is from RefSeq and is a predicted model, not a curated record. The transcript has 15 exons. Bases 227 to 1390 code for a protein of 387 amino acids.
CUUACCACUAGAAUUUGAGUCGUGGUAGGUGGGAUUUUACUGCCUGGUGGUAGGUGAGAGCGGAAAUGCCGGCCUACCAGUCUCCACCAUCUUUAAGCAACUUUUCUGCAAUUUCACUUUGUUUCUUUCGAUCCAUUUGCCUUUGUUUGUUCAGUUUCUUCCGAUCGCCAGCCGCCAUUUUUGAUUGCUCAUUUCGCCAACUUCAAUCCAGAAUUUCGAGUUCAGAAUGGCGCAGCAAGUUGUUAACCCAAACGAGGAGGUUGUUCUAGGACAAGAAUCUGGGCAUGUUAGGUUGAUCACAUUGAAUCGGCCAAGACAAUUGAAUGUCAUCUCAUCCAAAGUGGUUUCUCUUCUGGCUGAAUACUUAGAAAAAUGGGAAAAUGACGAUCAAGCAAAACUUGUAGUUUUUAAGGGAGCUGGUCGAGCCUUUUCUGCUGGUGGAGACUUAAAAAUGUUCUAUGAUGGCAGGAAUACAAGGGAUUCAUGCCUUGAAGUUGUCUACCGAAUGUAUUGGCUCUGCUAUCACAUUCACACCUAUAAGAAAAUCCACGUUGCACUUGUUCAUGGAAUUUCAAUGGGGGGAGGUGCAUCAUUCAUGGUGCCAAUGAAAUUUUCAGUUGUCACAGAGAAAACUGUUUUUGCCACUCCAGAAGCAAGUAUUGGGUUUCACACUGAUUGUGGUUUCUCUUAUAUGCUUUCUCAUCUUCCUGGACAUUUGGGAGAAUACUUGGGGUUAACUGGGUCCAGGUUGAACGGCAAGGAACUGGUUGCAGCCGGGCUUGCAACACAUUUUGUUUCUUUAGAGAAAUUGGGCGAACUAGAGAAGCGUUUGAUUAGCUUAAACUCGUAUGAUGAGAAUUCAGUCAGAUCUGCAAUUGAAGAAUUUUCUUCAGAAAUUCAGCUGGAUGAAUGUAGUGUCUUGAAAAGGCAAUCUGUAAUUGAUAAAUGCUUUUCGAAGGAAACUGUCGCAGAGAUUAUAAACUCUUUUGAAGCUGAGGCAAGUGCAGAAGGAAAUGACUGGAUAGUUCCUGUUCUGAAGGGAAUAAAGAGAUCAUCCCCUACUGGACUGAAAAUAACUCUAAAAUCGAUACGUGAAAGUCGAACGCAAACACUUCAAGAAUGUUUGAAGAAAGAAUUCAGGGUGACAAUGAAUAUCUUACGCACCCUCAUCUCUGGAGAUGUUUAUGAGGGUAUUAGAGCUCUCACUAUUGACAAAGACAAUGCUCCUAAGUGGGAUCCGCCAACACUUGAGAAGGUCGACAGUGACAGGGUCGAUGAAGUAUUCAAGCCUUUUGGGGAAGAUUUGGAACUCCAAGUACCCAUAAACGACAUGCAUAGGUGGAGUGGUAAAUACGAAGAUUCAAUCUAUGCAACCACGAAGGUGGAUUAAGUUCUUUGGUCUGCAACAGCUGCUAUGCUUGGAAUACCGUAUAAUUCUUGCAGGCCUGAUUUUAUCAUAUAUAAUCAUAUAUGUAAAACAUCUUU